CAAUUCUGACGUCGCGGACACCAAAUUUCAGAUUUUAGUAUCACACCUCAAGACGCAGUCGUGACAGCGCAUGGGCUCGUUUAUUCUUGCUCUGAUAAACGGACUUCAUUCCUCUCAAGUAUGCCUUGACCAACCCUUACAAUGGGAGGUUCCAAGGUUUGGAAUCAAUGAUAUACUUUUCAUCCAUUCUCCACGUGCUGAGGUGAUCAUCUUGAGCAUCGAGCUCAAUUGCCGUGCACCAUGGCCGAUCUUAUUCAUAUCAUCAAAAAGCUGAUACCUUUUGCAACACCGGAUACUCCACUCAUCCAAAAUCUGCUCUACUGCGCCGCCAUUGGAGCAUGCGCAUUGGUAUUACUGAUCGAGCGGUAUCAAAAUCACGUGCGGGAGCGCGAGGAAUUUCUUUCAGAUACCUCGCUUCACCACCAAGGCGACCAAGAGACACUACUUGAUCGAGAUGCAAACCUCGAAGAUGAGAUCGAGCACGUGGAGCAAGAAGCAGCCGAAGACGAGGAUGGCAACAGCGACGACAAUUCUGAGAUCGAACAUGAACGCGAGUUUCUGCGGGACGGCGAGCAGCCGGCAGCAAAUGCCUUUCAAGCGGGCGCUGCUGGUCGACAGGUAGACAAUUUCGACCCUGGCGAAGGACCAGCCAAUGCUGCUGAUAGACCCACACCAGCACAGCGUGCCGUUGGUGCAAAGAAAGCGAAAUCCCUCGCGCGCAAGGACCAACGCCGUGCUUAUCAAGAAUUCUUACGAAGUCAGGGCGAUGCUCAGCGAGCCCAGGAUGCAUCGACCGCUGCAGAACGCGAAGCUGCACUCAAGUUGGACCAGCUCAAACGGGCAGCAGCCGAGGCUGAGAUUGAAUUGCGCAAAGCACGCGAGCGCGAAGCACGACGUGACGCUGAGGUGCGCGAACGGGAGUACGAGGCGCGUAGACGAUCGGAGCCGGUAACGAUUGUGCGGCGAGAGCUUGCAGAGAGAGGCAUGUGCAAUUUGUGGUCGGUGAUUGAAAUCAUGGAAAGGGAAGGCUUCGACCUGGAUAUAGAGUUUGUGGAAAAGUUGUUGAAGCUCGCCGGCGUGCUAGGCAAACCCGCAUUCACGGACGACGGAGCUACGACUAUUCUGACGAGCAAGGGCUGGGUAGUGCGCGUCACAACACAAGAUAUGAAAGAGGCGUAUCAGAUUGCGGCUGAUCAGCAUUGCGACCAAGAGAAAGGAGUUGUGCCGUUACAAAGUUUAGCAGAUGCCUUGGAUAUGGUACUCCAACAAGGAUCAUAGAAACAUGUCGUGAGCCUUUCAGCAUACUCGACCCACUGAAAAAUGGGCAUAUCAUCUUGCGUGCGCGCUGCUUGUGUUAUAUCUCAACGCCCAGCAUGUAGCCACACGAGUGGGUUACCCACGCCAUAAAUGCCGAUCCACCGACGAGCCGAGGUUGGCAGGGCAAGUGCUAGCCAGCAGCAUGCUGAUUUGUCACCGGAGAAGUCAGCUUGCCUACUCUGGAGGCAGCCCAAAUCCGGUGAAAUGGUCCAAAAGGGAGAUCAAUUACUCAUCAGGAAGGCCAUCAUGUGAUCAGUCAUCAGGAUAUGGCAAGUCUAGACCCGAAGUUCAUGACACGUCUCCCGGAAUGCCCACCAUCAAAAACUCGAGGCA
Messenger RNA from Dissoconium aciculare CBS 342.82, 1650 nucleotides. RefSeq lists its product as uncharacterized. NCBI's taxonomy places the organism in Eukaryota, Fungi, Ascomycota, Dothideomycetes, Mycosphaerellales, Dissoconiaceae. Bases 241 to 1278 code for a protein of 345 amino acids. The record is from RefSeq and is a predicted model, not a curated record. The transcript has a single exon.